Molecule: messenger RNA, 172 nt
Organism: Paramecium primaurelia
Lineage: Eukaryota; Ciliophora; Oligohymenophorea; Peniculida; Parameciidae
Source: the annotation of a GenBank genome assembly
AUGGAUUUCACAGGAUAAUUCAGAUUAGAUGAAGACUCAAUGGCAAUAAAUAUCUUCCAGACACCUGUUAAAGGCUUAAUGUAAGGUAUGUUUAAUUUUCUCAUCUACUUUUCUAAUAUUAUAUUACAUGUUAUGGCGGAAUAUUUUCGCGCUUAUACAACAAUUUUGUGAC